Messenger RNA from Priapulus caudatus, 295 nucleotides. Its product is annotated as protein fantom-like. Lineage: Eukaryota; Metazoa; Priapulida; Priapulimorpha; Priapulimorphida; Priapulidae. The record is from RefSeq and is a predicted model, not a curated record. Gene Ontology annotation, cellular component: ciliary transition zone. Gene Ontology annotation, biological process: non-motile cilium assembly.
CAGGGGUGCCAACCAGCAGUCUGGCGCAGCAGCGUGGAGUCGUGUCUAAGCUUGGCCGCGAUGAACUGGAGGAUAGGUUCCUACGGCUGUACGAAGAAAACCUACUGCUGAAGAAGCAUGGCAGGAACCAGGAGGACAAGAUCAAGAGGAUGGCAACGAAACUGCUGCGACUUGUUAAUGACAAGAAGAAGACUGAGCAAGAGGGAGGAGUUAAGAAGAGGGAUGUCGAAUUAGAGGAAAUGAUGGAAGAUCUCCAAGGGAAAGUUAGGGAUUUGGAAUACCAAAACAAUCUUCU